This is a messenger RNA of Acanthaster planci (crown-of-thorns starfish), 4058 nucleotides long. It is a transcript of the gene sult4a1, whose product is annotated as sulfotransferase family 4A member 1. Gene Ontology annotation, molecular function: sulfotransferase activity. NCBI's taxonomy places the organism in Eukaryota, Metazoa, Echinodermata, Asteroidea, Valvatida, Acanthasteridae. The record is from RefSeq and is a predicted model, not a curated record.
UACCGCCAUUCUGCCGUGGAAAGAUGCAAGAUGUAGCCAGCUUCCCCGUAAGAAAAGAUGAUGUUUGGAUUGUGAGCUACCCGCGUGCAGAUUCUUUUGUGAUUGGGCUUAAAUCCUGUGGUCUUGUGCCUGCUGUUUAUUUGUAACUUGUGUCCGGCGAACUCCUUACGGUGUACCUGUCUUGUUGAGUAUCAUGCAUGCCUGGAGUUGUAUAUGGUGGUAACAAUUUGAUUUUCUGUUAUUUUUCACUCAUCAGUGCUAAUCAUGUUUUGUACAUGUAUGUAUUGAAUUUAUUUUACAUAUAUAUAUUAGAUAUAGAGCAUAAUUGUUGUGUAAUCGUACCAUAAACAUGUAUCUCCUGCAUCAAAUCAUCAUAUUGGUUUGUUAAAGAAAACUUUGACAGUUUUUUAAAGGGGGCACUGCAAUAUUGCCAUUUCAGGGAGUUCAAACAUGUCAAAGGUACUUUAUUCUUUAUACAUUUAUCUUCGCAUUGUUACCAGAAUACUUUCUACCUUCGUUGUUGCUGUUCUCUCAGUGCCUGAAAAUACUUUUUUCACAUUAGCUAUCCAAAUGUGAAAAUUCUAGUUUUGUCGUGUUGGUUUAAAGGAUCUUCCAAAAAAAUUUGUAGAAAACCUAUCCCCUCCUUGCAUUCACUACUUAGGCACCAGCUCUUUUUCUGUUUAUCGUUGUACAUGUUCAGUGUGUUCAGUUUCUUGAGUAUCCUUGCCCCACCAGGGGUGUGGCUGCAGGACCUGAUCUACCUACUUCUGGAGGGAGGCAAUCUGGGCAAGACGAACCUCAGCCUGGAAACGGUAGAGGACUCCAUCCCUUUCCUGGAAGCUCCCAGCCCUGGACUGGAACUGCUGAAGAGCCUGCCCUCGCCCCGUUACAUCAAGUCCCACCUGCCCUAUGGUCUGCUGCCUGAGGGUGUUCGGAACAAGGAAUGCAAAGUGAUAUACAUCACUCGGAAUCCGAAGGAUGUAAUGUGUUCUUUCUAUGACUUUCAUCGCACCGUCCGUAUGGUGCACUACAAGGGGACGUUCCAUCAGUUCUUCUACCGCUUCAUCAACAACAAAUUGGGAUAUGGCUCCUACUUCAGACAUGUAUUGGAAUGGUGGGAACGGCGGAAGGACGACAACUUGCUCUUCCUGAAAUACGAAGAUAUCCGGAAGGAUCUGAAGUCCAGUGUGGAACAGUUGGCAAAUUUCUUAGAGCGACCACUAACCCCAGCAGCGCUGAAAGAGAUUUGUACCCAUUUUGAGGAGGAGGUUGCAUACAAUCGCAAAGAGGAUCGUGUCGGAUAUUGGAAGUAUUAUUUCACCGUCCACAUGAAUGAGAAAUUUGACAAGAUACUUCCGGACAGAUUAUCUGCUUCCACCGGGCUGGAUUUCCAGUAUACGCUUUGAGCUGAUUGGCCACACAUUAAAUGUAGCAGGUGUGUUCUGUGAGCUCAUUGGUUGAAGUGAUUUAUGCCAGUCACUCAUUGGCCAAUUUAGUAACAGGAGGUGCUUUGUGCAUUAAGGUGUUUGUGCAGGGUUGUAUAUGAAUGGAGUUUCAUCCAAUUAACAAGGUAGCUUUGCAUUAGCACCACAUACAAUUGUUUCAUUGUUGUUCAAAUAUGUAUUUUAUCGGUUUCCCUUGUCCUCAAAAGAGUAUGUUAUGUUUGUGAUCAAAAUCUGUUAAGCCGAUUGUUGCCAGAGCAAUUUUUUUGUCACAAGCCCCAAAACUUACCUUUCACAUCAGAAAACUAGCCAUAUGUACUGUCAGUUUAUCACAGAAGUGUCGAAUUGUGUAGUUUAUCCAAAACUGUACUGCUGAUUGUGGUGUGAUAUACGCGUGAAAAUCUCGGAUGGAAGAGUUUGCAACCCCCAUUCCUUAGAGAUUUUUGCGAGGAGCCCUCCUCUUAAAUCUACCACUGUGCAUGAACGCACCGGCGCACUCUCGGAACUUAAUUCUCAGGAGGCAUUGAGUGCCACUUGAAGUAAGAGUGACAGAACUCUGCCUUCUUCAGUCAUUCAGAAUCCUCACAAACCUUGUCAUAGAUGUUGAGGGAGGGUUGAUAUUGAGACCAUUCCACUGGAUUUGAUCAGAUUUUGACGUUCAAAUGUAGCUCUGAGGAGAAGAUCACUUGAUGUCCUUAAUUUGGGGCUCUGCAGCAGUGUGGCGUAAAAUCUGUGUAAUCUGCCGCACUGUUAGACUUUUGUGACAGAUUUCAUAAAGCAAGGUGCAGAAUGUAAAGGAACAUACUGUAGAGGUGUCAAAUUCAUUUGUCGGAAUUAGGGCUUGUUGGAAUUACAUUGGUGCACCUACAAGACAUGCACACAGCCGCAGUUCCCAUAGUGGUGUUUAAUAUUGGCAUCCUUACCCAAGUGGUUUACAUAUAGAGGCAGCCUUACUUUUACUGUAGGGUUUAAAAUGUUAAGGCGUUGUCAUUAAUGUUAAAUCUGUCCUGUUUGUGUAUUUACAUAUUAACUUAUACAUGUACAUGUAGUCUGUCCCUUGAUGAAAUUGUUGUAUACGUGUAUGUAUGUAGUCAGGACACUAGAUAGUCAUGGUUUUUCCCUCUUGAUCAUUGUCUUGAAAAAACUGUGUAAAGAGAGAUUGCUCAUGUUUCAUUUGUUAGCUAUCCUGGAUGCAGCCACUUACGAAGAAAUUAGUCAUUGUUUCCAUAAAAUGCAAGAACGAUUCAAACUGUCUGACUGUAAGGUGCUGUUGUUCGUGCACAUCCAGGUUUUUGUGAGCAUCUGGAAAAAGUUACCCCCACAAAAAGUUAUCCCAGAUCAUGUAUGUUUCUUGUAAAUGUACAUCCUUGUCUCAUCAGCUAUGAUCAGUAUCAAUAACUUCUUGUGCAUUUCAUGAAGUGCUUUAACAAAAUAGCAAUCACAGGUGCAAAAUGGCUUCAACUUGGUAUCCUGUUUGUUCUUGUGAAGAAACUUGUGUUCACCCAUGAAGUGUCAUUGCACCAGGUGCCUCCAUUUACCUUGCAUUCACUCUGACAUGGCUACAUAUUGCACCAUAGUGAAUUUACCUUCAAGUUACUGUGACUUUAACAAGGAGUCUCACAGUCAGUGCUUGAGCUUGCGGAGGCUGCCGGUAAAAAUAUACUGUCUAGUACCUGUACUCCUGAGACCACUGUUCUGUAAAAAUACUUCCAUAAAAAUAAUGUACAUGUGUUAAUUUAUGGCUCGCUGUAAAUGAUAAGUUUGUUUUUCAUUUUAAAGUGGGGAUAAAUGUUGAACCUAUAUUUACCAACUGUUUACAUAUCAUACAUGUACAUGUAUCAUUCUUCACAGCUGUUUUUUGCAGUACUGCUUUUCAAAAUUUGACAGAAAAACAAUUCUUAAAAACAAAAUUUACAUUUCUAAUCGUGAUUCAUUGAAGUGUUGCAGAUAAAUGGUAAUUUUUCCUCAAAGAUAAGGUUGUUGAGCUGCAGACUUCAGUUCUUUUUCCAUCUUUUCACAGACCCUGUCACAAAGCACUGUGUUAUGAUUUCACCAAUAGUUAUUUUUCUUGUCUCACUUUCUGCAAUUGAACUUUAAUCUUUAGUAUUUUGAAUGAAAAAAUUUGGUUUUUGGCCACGGAACUGGGAACACUUUGUCUUAUUCUCUAUCCAUUACCUGAAACUUACCAAUGUGCAAUGUCUUUUUGUUUGUUUUUUUGUUCUUUAAUGUGAUACACUUAUUUUUACUGUUGUUUUUAUUCAAUUGUGCUGCUUGUUCGAGAUUGUAGAGAUUUGUCAUUGUGCUGAAAUUGUUUUAUUGAUUAAAUUUAAUAUACUUAAGUGAGCAAUUAUAUUCCAAUUAAUUUAUUAUAAAUAUACUAGUAAUACAAAAAAAUUGUAAUUAUUUUAUUUAUAUUACUAUUUUAAACCAAACAGUAACCUUGUUGCUUUCAUGAUUGUUUAAAGUCACAUUUGUUAACAUUGAUAUUUUUUAUAAAUAGAUUCAUAUAAGCUUUUCCCUAUUUUGAAUGGUUUAAUUUUUAGUACUUAAAGGAACCAGGAAAUGGAAAUAUUUUAUAAGUGUUUCUAAAAACCCUUGAAAUUGAAUGUUUAGGUU